Messenger RNA from Dendronephthya gigantea, 4447 nucleotides. RefSeq names its product 1-phosphatidylinositol 4,5-bisphosphate phosphodiesterase gamma-1-like. The record is from RefSeq and is a predicted model, not a curated record. Bases 229 to 4032 code for a protein of 1267 amino acids. The transcript is spliced from 39 exons. Gene Ontology annotation, molecular function: calcium ion binding; protein binding; phosphatidylinositol-4,5-bisphosphate phospholipase C activity. Gene Ontology annotation, biological process: lipid metabolic process; phosphatidylinositol-mediated signaling. NCBI's taxonomy places the organism in Eukaryota, Metazoa, Cnidaria, Anthozoa, Malacalcyonacea, Nephtheidae.
GACUUUCAAAACUUCCUUAGUUAGAUGAGAUAGAAGAGAAUCAGAGUGCUUUGAGAAACCUUGUGCAUAUAUAAAGCGAUGUUGAUUCCUUCCGUAUAGCGUACAGAUAACCGAUGAGAGGAUUUGGAUGAAACUGCAGCCGUUUACAGGCUUUUACGAUUCGGUUUCUUUACGGUUUCCCCCGCUCGUUUGUUCAAAGUGAAGGAUAUUUGAUCGCCCGUCGCCGUCAUGGCCAACGUCGAACCAGAGCUUGCCGAAAUUGGCACCAUUGUUACGUCUUUAAAGGAAGGCACGACCAUGACAAGAUUUUAUUCGAACAGACGGCCCGAAACGAGGAUAUUUCUCCUAAAAUUGGACGAAUUUCAAAUUGGUUGGUGGCGAAAUGCAGGCAGAGAGGAAGGCACUGUUGAUAUUCGGGAAAUAAAAGAAGUCCGUCGGGGUAUAAGCAGCAAAGAUUUCGAUAAAAGUCCAGACUACUCGAAGAAACUUGACCCUAAUAGUUGUCUGGUGAUAUUUUAUGGAAUGGAAUUCAAACUUAAGACUUUAAGUUGUGUGGCCCAAAACAACAAGGAAAGAGAGUAUUGGGUAAAAGGUCUGAUUUAUUUGAUGUACGAAAAUCCCUAUGUUGCUCAACCAAGUUUAAUUUACAGAUGGAUAAUAAAGGAAUGGAACGGUUUAACACCAGGAAAUCGUAAAGAAAUAACCAUGAAAGAAGUGAAGCAGUUCUUACAAAAAGCAAAUAUCAAAAUGAAUAACAAUCGUGUCAGGGAAUUGUUUCAGGAUGUUGAUUCAAAGAAAACUGGCCAUAUAAAUUUUGAUGGAUUCCGCUAUCUAUAUGACCUGCUAAUGAGCCAACAUGAGAUUGCUCAAAAUUUUUACAGCUUUAGAAAUCAGAGGAACCAAAUACACUUGGAGGAGUUUCAGAAAUUCCUUCUGGAAGAACAAAAGGAGACAAUAGCUCAGGACAUUAACAAAGUCAAAGAAUACAUGGCGAAAUGUUUGGGAGUAGAACGGCCCCCCGAUAAGCCAUAUUUUACCAUGUCUGAGUUCGUAGAUUACUUGUUUUCGCGGAGUAACUGUGUUUUAAAUGGAGCUAGUCUCGAAGUGUACCAGGACAUGACGAAACCGUUGGGUCACUACUGGAUUGCUUCCUCACAUAAUACAUACCUGACUGGUGAUCAGUUUUCAAGCGAAUCCUCUGUCGAAGCUUACGUGAGGUGCCUUAGAAUGGGUUGCAGAUGUAUUGAAUUGGAUUGCUGGGAUGGUCCUGAUAAUCAGCCUGUUAUAUACCAUGGAUUCACACUUACAUCAAAAAUCAAGUUUGUCGACGUAGUCAAGGCUAUAAGAGAUAAUGCCUUUGUUGCGUCCGAUUAUCCUCUUGUUCUGUCAAUUGAGAAUCACUGCAGUUUGGCGCAGCAAAAAAUCAUGGCAACAACAUUUAUGGAUGUUUUCGGAGAACAACUCCUGAAUUUUCCACUGGACCCAAGUGAAGAAUGCUUGCCCUCACCAGAACAGUUAAAGCAUAAAAUUCUCAUAAAGCACAAAAAACUUCCAAGUGACGCCAACGACGUGGACCAUAUCCAUAACGUGGAAAAGGAUUUCACUUUUAUGGAAGACGAACUGAGCAAUUCGACAAAAAAUGGGAUUCUUUAUCUAGAAGAUGAGAUGGACAAGGUUUGGAACCGACAUUUCUUUGUGUUGUUUAAAAACCGUUUGUUCUGGACGGGAGAGACGAAGGCAGAUGAAGAUGAUGAACAGGAUCAGGAUCCAAGCUGGGAUGGACCACUUUCAUCUGAGUCGUCGCGAGAUGAGCUACAUUACGGUGAACGAUGGUUUCAUCAGAGAAUCGAUAGAGGAGCUGCGGCAGAGUUACUACGACAAUACAACAAAGGAAACGGUUCGUUUCUCGUCCGGGAAUCGCAAGCAUUUGUGGGGGAUUUUAGUAUAACCUUCUGGCGAAAUGGCGAGGUCCAGCAUUGUCGAAUCAAAUCGAAGCAAGAAAAUGGCCAAGCAAAAUACUACCUCGUCGAACAAGUUUCAUUUGACAGUCUAUUCAAUCUCGUGAAUUAUUAUCAAGCAAAGCCUCUGAGAACACCGCAGUUCGAGAUUACCUUGACCGAACCUAUCCCCCAGCCAAACGCACAUUUGGAGAAAGAGUGGUUUCACGCUAAUUUACAACGACCCGAAGCUGAAAAUAUGUUGAAAAGAGCGCCCAACGACGGGUCGUUUCUUGUGAGGAAGAAAAAUGAUUCUGAAUAUGCUAUUUCGUUCAGAGCUGAGGGUAAAAUUAAACAUUGUAAGAUACUCCGCGACGGAAGACUCUACACCAUCGGCACGGCGCAGUUUGAAAGCUUAGUUGAACUUGUUGAAUUCUACGAAAAACACCCUUUGUACAGAAAAAUGAAAUUAAAACAUCCAAUUAAUGAAGAAAUACUACGGAGGAUUGGAAUAAUGCCUGAUCAUGGCUCCGUAGACGAUUCAGAAUUGUAUCUUGAUCCACGAUUUAACACCAAGCCAGUAUGUCGCGCCUUGUGGGACUAUCAGGCGCAGAGUACGGAUGAAAUGAGCUUUUGUAAAGGAGCUUUCAUAACAAAUGUAAUUAAAGAAGAUGGCGGUUGGUGGCGCGGGGACUUUGGCGACUACAAAGGAGCGUGGUUUCCUGCCAAUUUCUGUGAAGAAAUUAAUGUGAUGAUUGAGCCGGAACAGCAAUCUGGCGAGGAUCAAGAGGCUAACAGGGUGUUGGGGGACUUGCAGAAAGGCUCCAUGGAUAUUAGGGGAUGUGCCAUAGAAAUUCUACCUCCCCGUGGCGGUCAACAGUUUAUAUUUUCAAUACAGUCAAGUAACCAACCACCAUUGGAAGUUGCUGCCGAGACUGUUGAGGAUAUGACCUCGUGGAUUCAUUGUAUCAAAGACGCGAUGAGUUUGGCCAAUGAACGAGAAGAAAGAGUUAGAUCAGCUAUCCGAGAAAACAAAAUUGACAAAUCGUUGUCAGAUUUGGUUAUUUAUUGUCAAACAGUUCCGUUUGAUCUCGAAAUGAAAGGAAAACAUUGUGAAAUGUCCUCUUUUCCUGAAACAAAAGUCGAAAAAUUUACAGGUGUAAAGAACGCCGCGAAAUUUGUACAGAAAAAUAUGCAUCAGUUUAGCCGUGUGUACCCGAAAGGGACUCGGGUAGACUCGUCGAAUUAUGACCCAACGCCCAUAUGGAAUUCUGGGGUUCAUAUGUGUGCCCUUAACUACCAAACACCAGACCGUUCGAUGCAAAUCAAUCAUGGAAAAUUUCUGGAUAAUGGCUGUUGUGGUUAUGUGUUGAAACCGGACUGUGCGAGAAUGGGUGAAUUUGAUCCUUACAAUAAAGACGUCCUAAUUGAUAUUACUCCGUGGAUUAUAAAUUUGACGUUCAUCGGAGCCCGACAUCUGCCGAAGAUCGGCCGAGGAAUUAGUUCUCCCUUUGUUGAAGUUGAAGUCAUUGGCGCUGAUUAUGAUAAUUAUAAAUACAAAACAGGAACUAGAUCUGACAACGGUUUGAAUCCAGUGUGGAGUGACUCUAUAGAACUAGCAGUUUUCUGUCCGCCAAUGGCUUAUAUUAGAUUUGCAGUCUACGAUGAGGAUAUGUUUGGUGAUCCGAAUUUCAUUGCUCAGGCUGUCUAUCCACUUUGCAGUUUAAAACAAGGUUACAGGUCUGUGCCACUGAAGAAUGCCUACAGCGAAGAAUACGAACAAAGUUCGUUAUUAAUUCACUUGGAUAUCAGCACUGCAAAGGGUGAUGAAGAAAAUCUGUACGCGUCAAUCCACGAACUGCGUGACAGGAUUGAGAAGAUCUCCACGCUGAUCCAGGAAGAAGCCGCUGAGAUCACGCGGGCGAGCGGCGAUGGUCUUGGGCUGCCUAUGGCGGAUAGAAUUACCAAUAUGCAGAAACUGGACGCCCAGUUCAGAGAAAAACAAGAGGAAUUACAGUUGCUGAUUCAAGAGCGUGGAUCGAGACAUAACGCCGCCCGGAACAAAAGCCAACAAUCAACAUCCACAGACGUGUGAAACACGUGUCUUACAAACCCCACCCUUUCGCCAAACACAGCAUGCAAUCACAACUGGUCAUUGCUACAAGCGUAAUGCGCACAGUCUGGGGCAGGUUUUAACGAAAGCUGCGCAUGUUUUUUAAACCAAUUUGUCGUAUCUUCAUUUUCCAAUAUUUUCUUUAUUUAUCUUGUAAUCAGAUUUUAUACGAAGCUCACUUAAUUCUACGUCUAAUUUUUUUAUUGUGAAAUUUCUCAGAAAUGAUUUAGGCUUUCGUAGAACCAGCCCCUAAUCAAAGCGUAAUCAAUUUUGAUUAAUGGAAUUUCUUUUUCUUCAGGACUUGUUUAAAUUCUUAUCUGACAUGACGAAUUGUCUUGUCAUAAGUCAUACGGUAUGAUUGAAGUAUCAAAUAUCUUGUAGAAAAAUAUGAAUAAAU